UUUUCAUUUCAAAACUCAAAUCACCCUCUCCUCCAAACCCCAAAUACCUUACCAUCUCCCUGCCCUCUACCGACGCCAUGGCGUCGGCUGGCUUUGCUGCUCCGUUCAUCGUCGGCGGCCCAGUGCUGAACAUGGUAUUCCAGGCGGCGUUCGAAGGCAACAUCCCCCUCUUGAAGAGCCUGGUGAACAUGCUGGACAGGGGCAGGGGCCGCCCCAAGGAGGCGAUUGAGGCACUGAGAGUGGAAGAUGCAGGGGAUAUCGAAGGUUUCACUGCGCUGCACGUCGCCGCCUCCGGAGGUAGGCUAGAGGUGUGCAGGUACCUCGUGGAUGAGCUGCGGGUAGAUGUGGAUUGCGUUGACAAGAGAGGUAGAACGCCUCUGUUGUUUCUUGUAAUGUGCUCCAAGGAUGUGGCCCAUUUUGCUACUGCCAAGUAUCUUCUUGAUCAUGGUGCUAAUCCAGACAAAGCCAGUUAUGAUUGGUUUUUCCCUUUACAUUAUGCUGCUGGAUCAGUUCAUGGUUUCUUCCCAGGAGAUUCUAACAUGGUGGAACUAUUGCUUACUAAAGGAGCUUAUGUUGACCCAAUAUCGCCUGUUGGGACACCACUUCAUGCUGCUGCAGCUAAAGGGCAGGAUGGUGCUAUGAAGAUUUUACUGGACCACAAUGCAGAUUACAACAAGAAGGCAAAUGGCAAGACACCUCUCAUUGCAGCUAUUGGUGCUAGGUCAAGAGAAUGUAUGGUUCUCCUGAUUAAGGCUGGUGCUGAUGCCAUGGGAGCUUUCACCUAUAUGACGGAAACUUCUGAUUUUUCAAAUUUGGUUUCAAAGGAAUUCAUGGACUGCAUACGGGAGGACGUGUCUGCCAAUGGUGCUGUUCCUGAUGAUGACGAGCCGGCAUCUACAAAGAAAAUUAGAGAGAGGGGGUUUAAGAAACUUGGGAGUUACUCUUUCAAGGAAAAGGACUAUAUUGCUGCAGAAGCAUCCUACAGUAUGGCCAUACUGUUUAAUCCUGAUGAUGCAACCUUGUUCUCAAACAGGAGCCUUUGCUGGCUUCUCAUGGGCGACGGAGGCAAGGCCUUGGCAGAUGCUAACCAAUGUAGAAAACUGCGGCCUGACUGGCCAAAGGCCUGUUACCGGCAGGGCACAGUUCUGAUGUCACUGAAGGACUACGAGGGUGCAAGCGAACGAUUCUUGGAUGGACUCAAGUUGGACCCCAUGAAUGCCGAGAUUGAGGAUGCAUUACGGGAAGCUAUGGAGUCGAUGAGGACAUCUGGGAGCACCAAAGCUAAGUGACUGUUCGGGCGUCGCAGGGAUCAGUCGAAGGCUUUUGGCAUGUAUUUCUCAUUUUGUGCGCCGACUUGUUUCGUCAACUGAGUAAUUCUGUUACCCUUUAGGAAACCAAGUACAUUUGUCCGAUGAAGUAGUAUUGUGGCAUGUUCGCAUACUAUUGAUGCUGUAAUGCCUGGUGCAGUUGAUAUAUAAUGUGUAUUUAAUCUCC
This is a messenger RNA of Lolium rigidum, 1494 nucleotides long. RefSeq names its product serine/threonine-protein phosphatase 6 regulatory ankyrin repeat subunit B-like. The record is from RefSeq and is a predicted model, not a curated record. The transcript has 11 exons. NCBI's taxonomy places the organism in Eukaryota, Viridiplantae, Streptophyta, Magnoliopsida, Poales, Poaceae. The coding region runs from base 78 to 1289 and encodes 403 amino acids. Gene Ontology annotation, molecular function: protein binding.